UUUUCACACAAGCAAAGGAAAAGCAAGAAUAGGAUUUCUAGCUUCAGUUUCUAGUUUUUUAGGCUUUCUAGCAUAUUAUAGUAACAAGUACCUUACCUUGCCUGUGGUUCAAGAUGGCUGCUCUUUUUAUGUGAGCGAAAGUUUUGCUUUUUAUYGAUUAAUAUCCUUGCCAUCUUUGCCCUUGGAGUACUCAAAGAUUAUCCUAAGGCUUCUCGAACUUCCCAUGCUUAUACACCGUGACUUAUUUUAGUUUUAUCCAAACGGUUUCAUCGAUAUUUUCUACACUUCAUACGAACCGUUGUUGUCCAUCUUGGAGACCARACUGGAUUGACUAUGGGCUGUGAUAUUCUGCUGUACCGUCAAAGAAUUGGCUACUUCUAUAAUUGCUUCUGUAAUAUCAARAAUAAGAGCUUGAAUUCCUCCAUCUCUGUGCUUCAGGACGUUCGUGCUGACAUGUUAACGAUCACCACCUUAUGCUUACUGUUAUCCUCGGUAGUUAUCAUGAAUUCAACCAAGAUACAACCACAUUUUCAGUCUACUGAGCAACUUUACCAUCUUAAUGCCUGCCCUAGACGAACUCUUCUGGUUGGUGACAAUAAAGUGGUGCACAGUAUGAAUGGAAACAUCUCUCCUCCGCAUUUGUGUGGUGACUUACCUUGUGGACUCAAGAUCACACAUUGGAAUAUUCGCAGUUUGGCUCCAAGGAUAAACAACAACAAACUGGAUGAAAUAAAGUCCAUUCUGAAUCAAACUAAAAUUGAAACCCACAUUUUGUGUAUUUCUGAAUCCUGGUUAGAUARCACCUUCAAGGACUCACAUAUAAGGAUAGAUGGAUACAAGCAGGAAAGAGUUGACAGAGAAGAAAGGAAACUUCCAACAAAUAAAGCUCACGGCGGUGGGAUUGUUAUUUACAUCAGGGACAAUCUCCCUUACAAAAGAAGAACAGACCURGAGUCAGAUGAUAUUGAAUCUGUGUGGCUGCAACUUUGUCCACCAAACUCUCCUUCGCACUUGAUUUGUACAGCCUACAGAAGUCCUGACUAUCCAGUUCAAACUUGGAUUAAUAAAUUUGAGUUACAGUUGACUGAUGCUUACAUUGAAGGCCAUCUUUUAACCGUAAUGGGAGACUUUAACAUUGAUGUUUUGGCUGAAUCUGAUGAAAGUAGUUCCUGGUUAGAAACUAUGGAAGAUUAUAAUUUAUGCCAAGUUAUUAGAGAACCAACCAGGGUGACAAACACAUCUGCUACUCUAGUUGAUCAUGUCUUCACAUCAGUUCCAUGCAAAGUUAGAACCACUAAAGUUCCAAAAAUUGGAAUCAGCGACCAUUAUCCCACCUGUUUUGUGUUAAAGAGUUCCUUUGGCAUGAAACGCUCGCAUACCAAAAUAAAAUAUCGAUGCUACAAACAUUUUAGUGAGGUGAGCUUCUUAGAUGAUCUAUCUCAUGUCCCUUGGACUGUCAUUGAUACUCUUGAUGAUGUGGAUGAUUGUCUUGACAUAUGGUACAAGUUGUUUCUUGAAGUAAUUGACAAACACUUACCCUGGAGCUUUGCUGGUAGACACAUUUCUACGCAAAGUAGUAUUUUUGGAACCACUGCUGCGCUGGGAACAACCCCAGGAAUGCCCGUAAAUAGAGUGCUGGCACAUUUGCUGCUGGACAACGCGUACGACGGGAAUCUACUACCCGACAUAUCCAAGUGCGACUAUUUGCGYGGGAACGAAGGUACUACGAGUUUGCAGCCGCUGUCCGGGCUACCACCGUUUGUAGACGAUGUGUUUGUCUAUGGAUUUGUCGCAGAGAACGACAUGUAUGGUAGGAUAUGCAGGAAUGCGAAGACACUAGUCUCCAAGGURUCCACUGCGGCCCAGGAAGCAUUUGGUACCUUUCUACACGUCCAAAUAGUACACAGCUGCAGGCAAGGAAAGAUAGUAGAUAGCGUUUCCAACUUGGUAGGCAAGUGGUAUAGCUUGCAUGGAGAACCCGCAGCGGUAUUUGUAGCCAAAGUAGACACCUCGGAAUUGUCCAUAGAAACCGUAGAGGAAAAGAUACCCCACUUUGCUACUUUGCUGGAUUCCCAUGGGUACGGUAUCUAUUCCGUGGACUACACAGGAUUUCUCCGGUACUUUGGAUAG
Molecule: messenger RNA, 2130 nt
Organism: Actinia tenebrosa (Australian red waratah sea anemone)
Lineage: Eukaryota; Metazoa; Cnidaria; Anthozoa; Actiniaria; Actiniidae
Molecular function (GO): catalytic activity
Source: RefSeq, a predicted model, not a curated record